This is a messenger RNA of Rhodotorula toruloides NP11, 1785 nucleotides long. RefSeq lists its product as uncharacterized. Lineage: Eukaryota; Fungi; Basidiomycota; Microbotryomycetes; Sporidiobolales; Sporidiobolaceae. The transcript has 4 exons. The record is from RefSeq and is a predicted model, not a curated record. The coding region runs from base 1 to 1785 and encodes 594 amino acids.
AUGUCGACGCAUAGCCACCUCGCCCCGUCAAACUCCUCCGCCCCCAUCGAAACCCUCUCCGACUUUCAGCGCAACCUCGCAAACAGCCGUUCGUUCUCCCAGAACCCUCGCUCGCGACGACACGCCUCACUCGACCUCGGCGUCGCCCAGAUCCGCGCACGAACAGAUUCGGAGGCGCCCGACUCGCCCCUCUCGAGCGGCCGACUCUCGAGCGCAGGGUUUGACGAGAAGCAGCGGUUGUUGUACGAUUCGCAGCUGUCGCCGCUCUACUCGCCGUUCAGCUUUCCGAGGAGGCCACCGUGGUGGAAGAAGAGGAAGAACUUGACGGGCGCUGCGUUUGCUGCGUUGACGCUGUUCCUCCUCGGCGGGAUCAUGGGAUUGUCGCGGCUGGAUGAUCCGCGAGCCAAGCAUUGGUGGGGUGUCAAGGAUGUUCUUCAAGAUUACGGGCUCGAGCUCUCCCACCCUUCCGUCUGCGAGAACCCGUACGCCGAGUUUGGUCGCAUCUCAUCGGACUCUUCGACACCCGAAGGCAACCGCUGGCUACCCUACGACGCCUCAUGCGUUCCUCCGCCCCUUCUCGCCACUCUGCGCUCGACUCUCAAGAAGAAGCCGACCGUUGAGGACUCGCUCGAGACGCUCGAGUUCCCGCUUCCAAAGCGAAGGACGAAGGCGAAGAGGAAGUCGCUGUCGUGGCUCCAGGGCAAGACGGUCCUGCUCUUUGGCGAUCACGUCGAGCGGAACCACAACAAGGACUUCUGCCGCUUCGCUGGCGGCAAGUGGGCCUCGAUCGACCGCGACCACCCUCUCUCGCCUCCACCGUUUGUCAACGGAAUCGACGAGAAGCUGCCUGGCGCCCAGCAGAACAGCUCGAGCGCGACUCGUCCUUCGGUCUGCUACCUCGAGGAGUACGACUUCAUGGUGGUCUCGGUCUUCCACUUCGGCCUCGCCAAUCGCGUCGAGUUCGAGCACGAGUCGCUGCUGUACAACCCGCACUUCUACCCUCCUGUCGCCGUCGACGACCGCCUCACUCACAUCGUCCUGCCUCUCCUCGACUCGCUUAAUCGCACCAAGCCCGACAUGAUCGAGUUCUCUUCCGGCUUCUGGGACCUGCGACACUUCGCCGCUCUCGACGAGCUCGCCGGCAAAGACGUCUUCAGCGAGCUGACCACCGAGCGCCUCGCCUGGUACUCCUCUCGCCUCGUACAUGCGCUCGCCGACCUCUCCUCCGUCUUCCCCGACACUCCCCUCCUCUGGCGCACACUUCACCACACGCCCAAGUUCAACGAGACGAGUCCGGCGCGAGUCGCUGCGCUCGACCAGCUCUCGCGCAAGGUCGUCACGGCGCUCAACGAGGCGCGCAACCGAGCCGGUGCGGAGGAGCGGCUCGACCUCCUCGUCCAGCAUCGGUACGAGGAGGCGCAGGCCGCCUUGCUCGUUGAGCGCUCCGAGGCGGGACGACGAGUCCGUCCGACUGGCCGACGGAAGAAGACGUUCAAGGACCGCAUGUCAAACAAGGCUCCCUUCUUGAACCGCGUCAAAGAGCGCAUCGGCAGCAAAGAUCGGAUCAAGGACGUCAACCUCAGCACGGACGAGACGUCCUUGCGAGGUCUGUUGCGGUUCGACGAGUGGGGCGCGUUGAUGCGAGGGCAGGAGCACACGAUGGUCCACGAAGGGAACGCCGUGUAUACUCCGCCUCUGCCCGGAGGAUACGUCUGGGGCGACCUCAUGCUCUUCGAACUUCGACGAGCCGUCCUCUCGCACCGCCGGCGGCUGCCCUUCCCUUAG